Messenger RNA from Owenia fusiformis, 2280 nucleotides. NCBI's taxonomy places the organism in Eukaryota, Metazoa, Annelida, Polychaeta, Sabellida, Oweniidae. The record is from the annotation of a GenBank genome assembly.
UGAACAUUUCGUAAAGGAAUGUCAAGAUAUAGGUAGCAUUUUUAUCAAUUGCCUGAGUUCAAUAUCGACAAAUACAAACUAGAGACGAAGAGAAAACUUUCAGAAGCGAAGUCAAACAAAUAUAAUUCAGAGUAGGAAUACUUCGUAUUUCCAUCUCGUGGAAAAGAACAAUGGUAUUAAAUAUACAUUUGUGGUAUUUUCUCUGGAUCCUAAUAGCGUCUGUUGAUGGGGGAUCAGUACUUGUACAACCAUGCUUUAUGAUGCAGACUUCUCGACAUGAAGCCAUAGAGAAGAUUGCCUUAAUUCUCUCAAAUGCAGGACAUAAUGUGACCUAUUUCGCUCACACAGAGUAUAAAGUACCGGUUGAUUUUAUCGCAGCUAAAAUCAAUGUGAUAAAGUUCAAAUAUCCUAGUGAGAAGAUUUCGUAUAAUAUGCCGGAGGAUAUUGUUCAGGAUGCGAUGACAAUGACCAUUACUGGUGAAAUUGAGAUGUUGUAUGAACGUGGUGGGAUCACAGAUACCUACCUGGACACUUUACUAUUGCCUUACUUUGAGGAUGUCUCUCUAUGGAAAAGACUAAAAGAUGCAGCGUUUGAUUUGGUCGUUUUAGAUAGUAUGGAUAUUCUUUUUGGUGGGAUAGCUAAACAGUAUUUGGACAGGCCAACAAUUUUAUGGUCAAAUGCCGGCUAUGAGCAGCACUUUGAAAAUUGGCUGAUGCCCUUACCGCUAUCACACAUACCAGUUGUUGCUGUUCCGUUUUCAGAUCAAAUGUCAUUUAUGGAGAGAACCAUGAAUGUUUACUAUUAUCUAACGAUGAUUUGGUACAAGCGUAACUGGUAUGAUUUGAGGGAUGAGAACUGGAAGAAAGUCGCGGACAAACUUGGCCUACCACCAACCACAAACAGUCGGCUAUCUGAAGGUGACUUGAUCUUUAUACAGUCAAACUUUGCCUACUUCUAUCCUCGACCAAUCAUGCCUAAUGUCAUACCUGUCCUUGGCUUGAAAGACAAACCUCACAAACCAAUCGACACUAAAUUUACAGAGCUUAUAGAUGUCGCUGGUGAAGAUGGGUUUAUCGUUUUCACUCUUGGCUCAAUGCCAGCAGGAAUGGAUGAACAACGACUGGAAAUCUUUGCUACCGUUUUUGCGAAACUAAAACAGCGAGUCUUUUGGAAAUACAGAGGCCCCAUACCUAAAAGCCUAGGCAAGAAUACAAUACUGUUGCCAUGGCUACCUCAAAAUGAUCUCUUGGGGCAUCCCAAAUUGAAAUUAUUCAUGACACAUUGCGGAGCUUCCGGAUCAGCUGAGGCUGUGUUUAAUGGUGUCCCUAUCAUUGGUGUCCCAUUAUUUUACGACCAGAGACAUCACUGUACCAUUCUCACACAGCGUUUAAAAAUGGGCGUGGUCGUAAAAUUUACCGAAAUCACAGUUGAAAUGCUAAGUAAUGCUAUAGAUGAGGUUCUAGGAAAUCCUCGGUACAAGCGUAACGCCUUGAAGGCUCAAGAACUGGCAAGAGAUCAGCCUGUUAAUGCAUCCUACACCAUUCAGUACUGGGCGGAAUAUGUCAUGAAGCACAACGGAGCUAAACAUUUACAAUCAAAGCCUAUGAUGGAACUCAACUUCUUCCAGUACUAUCUGUUAGACAUAGCAUGUGUUUGUCUUAUAUUUAUGUCAUUCGCCAUACUUUGUGUUUUCUAUCUCAUAAAGCGUUUUUAUAAUUUUGUAUUUUUGAGCUAUGAUAAUGACAAACUUAAAAAACAGUAAAUGAUAUAUUGUAUUUUGUAACAUAAAAGUUACAAAUGUUGGUUUUGUAUGUAUAUUUCACGUUCAACACGUACAUGUGAAAGGAGAUGCCCAAUGGAAAGUUCAAUUGAACCAACUCGGUAAGAAAAUGAAAAAGAAGGUGUACACACAUUAAGUACACAACUAUACUUUCGCUUUUGAGACUGCCUUAUUCGUAUACACAUGCCCACUUUUAAAGUGUAACGGUGUUACAACCACGAACUGUGAAUCGCGUAAGUGUUAAACACAGUUCAGCGCAUUCGCCAGUGCCUUCCACAUCGAUUGACAAAUCUGAGAAAUCCAGGUAUUUUAAAUGAUACAAUAUUACAUAAAGGUUUUGACAUCUAGGUUUUUCUGACUUCUAGGUUACUUCUGAUAUCUAGGUUACCCUAGCUUUGCAUGUAUGUAUACAAAGUACUUUAUACUAAUAGAUUAGUUUGAGGAGAGAUAACAGUUCCUUGUUUGAUCUAAUUUGCCAGUCAUAUACCACUCUUUGCAG